GGGAGAAUCGGGCCUCGGCCGCGGUCGGACGCUCGCUGCAGCGCGCGGCGGGAGGAGUGAAGAUGGCGGGAGGGUGCGGCCAAGAGGCUGCUGGGAUUGUGGCGGACCCAGCGGCAAAAUGGCGGCCGUGCGGCCAGGGAGAGGCUCCUUCAAGGUGCUCUCGUCAGUUCCUCUUCAGAUGCUGUUCCACCUCAGUGGGCUGUACUAUGCUCUGUACUUCCUAGCCACACUCCUGAUGAUUGUGUACAAAAGUCAGGUUUUCAGCUAUCCUUCUAACUGUCUGGUCCUGGAUCUGGUUCUCUUGCUUCUGAUGGGAAUUUUCGAAGUAGCUCAGCUAUACCUAGGCACACAAGGCAACCUGACGGAGGCUGAAGUGCCACUGGCAGCCAGCCUGGCAUUCACAGCAGUCAGUGGCCUCCUUUCUGUUCACUUCCUACUCUGGCAGACCUUGGUCCUGUGGAUGGACUCAGUCCUCAGCACGGUUCUCCUGGUGCUGCAUGGGCUGGAGGCCGGCCUGCAAGUGGUGGUCAUUGCUGAUUUCAUCAGGUAGACAGACCGGGACAACCUGCACAGCAGUGCUCCUCAGCCUCCAGCCAGUUCCUUUGCCCAGAAAGGAGGGAAUCUUUUUUAUUGCUUAUCUUAGAUGGUUUAUACAUCUUUUUUAGUGAGGGGGGUACAAGACCUAGGGAAGGACAGACUUAGAAGCUUGAAGAUGGCCAUCAUGGACAAUAGUCUAGUGAAUCCCAGAGAUGUGUACCCAUGUCCUGUGCUGGGGUGCUGACUAUAGCAGGACCACCAGUGAUCCCCAGGCUAGUGAAAGGCAAAGCCUUUCAGGAAGUCAUCGGCCAGGAUAGCCCUGCAGCUCCACCUUGUCUCGGCCCUAGAAACACAGAAUCCUGGCAGGAGAACUUGGCUGUGCUGGUCUGCCACCAUGUGUUUUCUCACACACAGAUUACUGAGUUCUGUGCGGGAGCACUGGCCCUGGGUCUUGUUCUGAGAGCCUGUUGUACUUAGUUGCCAGACUUUGGUCCAGAGCUGGGAUCCCCCUGGAGCUGCAGGAUGGCAGGCCUUGUGUUCCAGUGUCCCUCCAAUUUGCCUCCCCAUCAGGCCAGCCCUGAAUGAAACGGCUUGGUUUCCAAAAGGAAACAAAAGCAAAUGUAUUCCAGGUCUGGUGGCACACAAACCUUUAAUCCCAGCACCCAAGAGGCAAAGAUGGGUAUAUGUUUGUAAGUUCAAAGCCAGCCUGUCUGGCCUACAUGGUAAUUUGAGGGUCACCCAGGGUUACAUGGUGAGACUGUGUCUUUAAAAAAAAAAGUAUGCAGGCCAGAGAGCUGGCUAUUAUGGCCAUCUCAGCCAUGUUCAGGGCUGGAGGUAGGGCUGGGGAAGUUCCAAGGAGCAGAAGACAGAAUAAAAGAACAACUUUUAGUCAGGUUGUCUGGGAGUCACAGUUCACCAAACUGCAGCCUUUGUAGAGUGCCAAGUGAGUUUCAUCUCCUCUCCUCCUAGCCUGUUUUUUCUCAAAAAGUAUUUAAGCAGUAUUUUUUUUUUUACAGUUUCUGUCAUUCUGUUAGGUGUUUUCUGUUUACAAUGCUAUGUUCAAAUAUCUAGUUUCUCUUUUAAAAAAAUAAAUAAGUAGUUAUGCCGUCA
Messenger RNA from Rattus norvegicus (Norway rat), 1647 nucleotides. It is a transcript of the gene Tmem80, whose product is annotated as transmembrane protein 80. The transcript is spliced from 5 exons. Lineage: Eukaryota; Metazoa; Chordata; Mammalia; Rodentia; Muridae. The record is from RefSeq and is marked validated. Gene Ontology annotation, cellular component: cilium; membrane. The coding region runs from base 119 to 550 and encodes 143 amino acids.